Molecule: messenger RNA, 1937 nt
Organism: Hyla sarda
Lineage: Eukaryota; Metazoa; Chordata; Amphibia; Anura; Hylidae
Product: cytochrome P450 3A24-like
Exons: 13
Coding region: 149-1675 (508 amino acids)
Molecular function (GO): heme binding; steroid hydroxylase activity; iron ion binding
Source: RefSeq, a predicted model, not a curated record
CUUUAUGAUCCCUCCCCCCAGAGUAGCGUCACUACAGGGAAGGGAACAGUAUAUAAACAACUGCCGGAGUGCAGAAAGACAGAAGUGCAGAAAACCAUCAAGAAAAAGAAGACGAAACAGAAGAGUCAACAUCUAAGAAAGAUUAAGCAUGUUUCUCAUCCCAGACUUCUCCAAAGAAACAUGGAUCCUGCUCAUCAUACUGCUGGCACUUCUGGCUUAUUAUGGGAUCUGGCCAUACAGAGUUUUCAAAAAAUAUGGAAUACCUGGCCCUAAGCCCCUACCAUUUAUUGGAACUUUUCUUGAAAACAAAGAUGGAGUAUUUGAAUUCGACAUGGAAUGUUUCAAAAAAUAUGGAAAAAUAUGGGGGUUCUAUGAUGGGAGGCAGCCAGUUCUUGCGAUUAUGGACCCAGCAAUCAUUAAAUUCAUUCUAGUUAAGGAAUGCUACACUAUAUUUACAAACAGACGGAAUUUUGGCCUUAAUGGACCUCUGAAGUCUGCAGUGUCAAUUGCUGCUGAUGAACAAUGGAAGAGGAUACGCACCGUGUUAUCACCAACAUUCACCAGUGGUAAACUAAAGCAGAUGUUCCCAAUAGUAAAACAGUAUGGAGACCUUUUAGUGAAGAAUAUUCAAAAGAAAGUUGAUAACAAAGAAUUUGUAGACAUGAAAAACAUCUUUGGAAGCUACAGCAUGGACAUUGUUCUAAGUACAUCCUUCAGUGUGAAUGUGGAUUCAUUGAACAAUCCUAAUGAUCCAUUCGUGACCAAUGGAAGAAAACUUUUCAGCUUCUCCUUUUUCAACCCUUUGUUCUUAACAACAGUUCUGUGUCCAUUCCUGAUUCCUCUUUUGGAAAAGCUGAAUUUCUGCUUCCUCCCAUUAAGUGUCCUUGACUUUUUUCAAGAUGCAAUAAAAAGUAUAAAGAAAAACAGAAAGAAGGGAAUUCACUCAGAUCGAGUAGAUUUUCUCCAACUCAUGGUAGAUGCUCAAUCUAAAGACAACAAUGCAGGAGAGGAGACUCAUGGCUAUAAAGAAUUGACAGACUCUGAAAUUUUGGCUCAGGGACUUAUCUUUAUUAUAGCUGGUUAUGAGACCACCAGCACCACACUUAUGUUUCUGGCAUACCAUCUGGCUACGCACCCUGAUGUCCAAACCAAACUUCAGGAAGAAAUUGACACCUUUCUUCCCAAUAAGGCUCCACCAACAUAUGAAGUUCUGAUGCAGAUGGAAUACCUUGAUGCGGUGCUUAAUGAAAACUUGCGACUCUACCCUGCAGCCGGGAGAAUUGAACGGGUUUGUAAGACAACAACUGAGAUCAAUGGUGUAACUAUCCCAAAGGGAGUUGUGGCUGUUAUCCCGGUCUUUGUGCUGCAUCGUAACCCUGAGAUCUGGACUGAUCCAGAGGAAUUCCGACCUGAAAGAUUCAGUAAGGAGAACAAGGACACAAUAGACCCUUACACCUUCCUACCCUUUGGAGCUGGACCUCGGAACUGCAUAGGAAUGAGGUUUGCCUUAACCAACAUGAAAUCAGUUAUCACCCUGCUGCUGCAGAACUUCUCUUUCCGAACCUGCAAAGACACUCCAAUCCCUCUGGAAAUUGACACCACUGGAUUCCUUAAGACAAAGAAACCUGUUAUAUUAAACCUCGUGCCAAGAGAAGCCGAGAAGAUUGAAAAGUAGAUCCUGAAGACGCUGUGGAUGGUUACUAUUGAUAUUUGUAGCAUAUGGAGAACAACAUAUAACAUAAGUACAGUAUACUGGAUGUUUGUGUGCAAAAAGAAUAUUAUGUAUGUAAAUGUAAGAAAUGCCAAAGAAAUAAUGUAUACAUGCCUGUAAGAUUUUGUAACAUAUCUGUAUACGUUCUUCUAGUAAACUUUGCUGACAGAUAUCAGAACAACGUCUGCAGCGUAUAGGACUACAAUGGCUCUGUGUUUCUUUACCU